AGGAACGAGUACUGGGUCUCCCUUUGAGAUUGUGGUUUCCUAGCUACAGAUAGAGCCUGGAAACUUUUGCUCCAAUUCUGACAUUUUACGAAUGGUGAACUAUUCAGUGGAGCUUUUAUUAAAUAGUCAUUGCUUUGGUUGUCAACGGGGAUAUAAGUUUUAGAUUUUCCAGAAGUCAUCAUGCUAAAUACUGAAGAAAGUACCUCGUUAAUGGGAUCCAACCUCCACUGCUCCAGACACCAGGUUCCAGGGCCUCUGUGGUGCUCCGAUGCCCCUCACCCACUAGCGAAGAUCCCGGGUGGGCGAGGGAUUGGCAGGGAUCACUCUCUCAACGUGCUCCUACACAAGGACGAGAGGCUGACGGUGACACAGGCCAGCUCUGUGAACGGGUCGCCCCCUGUCCUGCACUUUCAGUACCAGCUGAGCGAGCCACGCGUGUCCAGCUGGAACACAGUGCUGUCUUCAGACUGCCUCUUCCUGGAGAUCCCCGACGGCGCACUGCCAGAGGGCAGCAAAGAGGGCCUCACCAGUCUGCUGGAGUUCGCUGAAGAGAAGUUGAAAGUCAGCUACGUGUUCCUGUGGUUCUACAAAAGCAGAGAGGAUCGAUUGUCCAUUACAAAGACUUUCCACUAUAUGGGGUUUGAGAUAGUGAAACCAGGCCACCCCCUGGUGCCUGCCCAGACAGACCUCCUGUUCAUGGUCUACUCUCUGGAUCUCACCAGCUCCGAUGAAGAAUGAAGACGACACCCCUGCCCCGCACCCCCAUCCCACAACCUGCGCAUCUGUCUACCCUGCCCUGUCCCCGCCUCCCCACCCCCACCCCACUUACUGCCUUUAUCCCCCAGCCCCCCCCAAACCAG
Megalops cyprinoides (Indo-Pacific tarpon) is the source of this 860-nucleotide messenger RNA. It is a transcript of the gene oaz2a, whose product is annotated as ornithine decarboxylase antizyme 2a. Gene Ontology annotation, cellular component: nucleus; cytoplasm. Gene Ontology annotation, molecular function: ornithine decarboxylase inhibitor activity. NCBI's taxonomy places the organism in Eukaryota, Metazoa, Chordata, Actinopteri, Elopiformes, Megalopidae. Gene Ontology annotation, biological process: positive regulation of protein catabolic process. The record is from RefSeq and is a predicted model, not a curated record.